Molecule: messenger RNA, 1820 nt
Organism: Periconia digitata
Lineage: Eukaryota; Fungi; Ascomycota; Dothideomycetes; Pleosporales; Periconiaceae
Source: the annotation of a GenBank genome assembly
CUAUCAUCAUCCGCACCAACAACCUUCGAGGACAGGUCUCUCACUCGAAUCACAAUUCCUACACCAGAGAACGGUUUGCUACUGAAAGAUCGACCAUGGACAGCUUACCCCAAGAGAUGAUUGAUCGGAUUAGCGGCUACUUACCGUAUAAUGAUCUGAAGAACACGCUUUUGGUGUCCAGAAGGUUUUCUCAUGCUGCAGAAAGAGAGUCCGGCGCUUUUUCCAGAUUCGAUUUGAAUGGCGCCAAUGCCGACAACUUCUUGACAGUCUACAGUACUCGCCGCUGGAGGUACCUACGACAUGUUGAAUUUCGCACCCACUUACACCCCUUGCCAGCCAUCGUUAACGAUCCGGAUAUCUGCUACGAGAGACCAGAAGAAUUGCGGGAAUGGGAUAUAAGAUUCACUCGGCAGAUCAAGUUCCUUUUCGACACGAUAGCACGUGUCGAAGACAAAGCAAAGGAGUAUGGCCCAGGAAGAUUGCAACUCACCAUCAAUACCCCCUCUAGACUUCCACUCUGGGAUUGGUGUAUGCGCAGAGAAUACAUUGGCUGGCGCGUCCAUCUUCUUUCGGCGGAAAAACUCCCACAGCUUUACUGCGUGCGGUCGCUUUUCGUGAGAAAUCCAACGUCAGAACAUCUUUAUGAAGAGGGGGACGCCACGAUCGUGAAGUUGGAUCUUCGCGUCUUGAUCGACCUUUCGGGAAAACUGCCCAAUCUCGAGUCUCUUAAGUGUAAGCUGGGAAUGUGUGAAUGGACCCGAGCUAGUUGGGAUGAUAGGGUUAGCGAUGAAAAUCUGGGGCAGUACACCCGCGAUUGGGACGGACCACGUCGAGAUUCCCGCAACGGCUUUGCAAGCGCUUUACAGGAAAAAUACGACUUGGGAUUGCUGCCACCAUCACUACGGAGUGUGGAUUUGGAUUUCUUGUAUCCAUGGAUGGAGGUCUAUUAUGCAGACCGACGAGAUCCUCUUGCCAAUAUGGUAGAACCAUUGCUCCACGAUCACUUCAGUUCCAGCUUGCGUCUACUAUCACAACAACUACGGCGAAUGUAUGUGCGUCUCGUUGCGGACGCAACUCUCUUCUGGCCCAACGAGAAAAACUCUAGUACCCCUUCCUGGCCGAAUUUAGAGAGUCUAGAGGUUGUCUUCUGCCCAGCUAGCCCGUCUGGGCUAUGGUAUUUUCACGGCCCAGAAGGCGAAGGACACUUGAAGCCCCUGCCCACCACCAUAUCACCUACGACCUCCUACCCCCCGCUUUCCCAAUCAAGUGGUGACUGUCAAUGCGGGAGGAUUGUCAUGCGUUCCAGUAUAGACAAUUACGUCAUUUUAGAUUCCCAAUUUCAUGUCAUUCCUACCGACGAGAUGAUGAUCCCAUUUCUGACCGGUUUCGCAAAAGCCGCAGCGACCAUGCGCAAUCUCAGAGAAGUGGCGCUCUGGGGAAUACUCUUAAACGCCGCUAAAGAUACCAUUAGUGAAUAUAGAGAUAGGUAUGGGCAAGCGUCUGUAGAUUGUGUACAGCAGACCGAAGAGUGGCUGGCCUGGGGUUUAGCGUACGCGGCGCCUGGAGGGCGUGUGUUGCAUGCUUCACCUGGCACUCAGAACGCCGCUUUCAGGCAACUUUGGUGGCAUGUUGGCAACUGGAGGCCUAGUGAGGAGUUGUACGCGCUCAUGAGACGCGUCGGUGGUGGCGGGGACGAAGAAGAGCUGGUGGAGUAUUGGCACCAUGAUCGUUAUCGUGGCGGCCUGGUUUCUCUGGAUGUGUUUAAGACGUCGGAAAUGUUUGGCGAUUCGGAUGAGGACUAUCCAAAAUGGUCUUUUUAA